Messenger RNA from Pipistrellus nathusii (Nathusius's pipistrelle), 432 nucleotides. The record is from the annotation of a GenBank genome assembly. NCBI's taxonomy places the organism in Eukaryota, Metazoa, Chordata, Mammalia, Chiroptera, Vespertilionidae.
AUGACAGGAAACUGCACCCCUGGGAGCAUGCCACUCACUCACCCUCAGACCGCUCACCUCCUGGGAGGAGAGGGCACCAUGACUAGGGUUCUGGGCUUCGGAAACCAUCUGUCCACCCCGAUCCUCGGGGCCCACCCACACCGGGUCAGAAUCAAGGCUACUUCCUCUGCAGGAACCCAGCGCGGCCACCACGGCCACCCUCACACGCGGCCACCUGCCCUUCUCCAGCGGGUGGCUUCCCCUCCAAGGGAAAACGUGAGUUCUGAGCAGGAAGGGUGUAUGGAUUCUCACGUCAUGGUAAUUGCAUGGAACACACAAAGAAACGAACAAUGGAAACUCAGGUCCGUCCCAAACUGGUUCUUCCUGACACCAGCCAGGGGGUUAGUGAAGCUUUCAGACGGGUCAACAUCGCUGUCGGCAAAGGGCUUCUAG